AUGCUCGACAUUCCAAAAUCCCCGGAAUCUUCAGAAGACGAAGUGACAGCAGACGAGACGGCAGCGAACCAUACCUCAGCGACCGGGACCGCAGUGAACGAAAUUGCAACGACUAAUACUCCAGCGCCUAAUGCCUUAGCGUCCAAUACCUCAGCGUCCAAUACCCCAGCGUCCAAUACCCCAGCGUCCAAUACCCCAGCGUCCAAUACCCCAGCGUCCAAUACCUCAGAGACCGAUAUCCCAGCGACCGAGACAGUAUCAAGUGAUACAGCCAAUUCUCUCCGCAGGAAGAAACGGAAGCUUCCAAAGAACGUCCUUACGCCUGAGAUUGUGAAAGAUUGGAUAGACAAUCCACUUUCGUUCUUCUCGAAAGAUAUUAAACUCUGUCUGGAUGAAGAUCCUGUGGCACAUGCGUGCGGUUAUCUCAGCCACAUUGGCAAUAGAAGUGAAGAUCUUGAUCUGGCCCGUCAAAGAUUUUUGAAAGUGACUCUUCAUCGUCUGAGGCAAAGAUUGGGAGUGGAACGACUCCGUUCGGGUCGUGUCGACCGUUUAGCCAACUUUUAUAAUCACUUUGGCCAUACUGAACCGGCCAAGAAGGAAGAAAUUGCAAAAUGGCUCGACGAAGGAAGUAGACUGGAUUCGAUUUGUCAAGAACUUGAAGAAAAUCAGCCCUGCGGCUACUCCUACUUGAGCAACCUGUUCUAUAUGAACGAUAUCACUGACAGGCGGUGA
Molecule: messenger RNA, 732 nt
Organism: Penicillium waksmanii
Lineage: Eukaryota; Fungi; Ascomycota; Eurotiomycetes; Eurotiales; Aspergillaceae
Exons: 2
Coding region: 1-732 (243 amino acids)
Source: RefSeq, a predicted model, not a curated record